CUGCACCUCCCUCGGCGGCGGCGGGCGGGGAGCCGGGAGGAGGCGGGAUGAGGACAGGGAUGAGGGAUGAAGGAUGCGGGAUGCGGGGCGGUGUCGCCAGAGGCGCUUUAAAGGCUGGCGGGCAGCGAGGGCUGCGCGGCGGAGGCAUGGCCGAGGUGAAGGUGGCCGUGCUGGGCGGCAGCGGGGCCGGCAAGUCGGCGCUGGCAGUGCGGUUCCUGACCCGGAGGUUCAUCGGAGAAUACGCGUCCAGCGCCGAAUGCAUCUACACUAAACACUUGUGCCUGGAUGGGAGGCAGAUACACCUGGAAAUUUAUGACCCUUGUUCACAGCCCCGUCAGGGGAAGCUCUCCCUCACGGAUGAGCUCCACUGGGCUGAUGGGUUCAUCAUCGUUUACGACAUCAGCGACAGAGCGUCGUUCGCCUUUGCCAAGGCUCUGCUCUACAGGAUCCGAGAGGCUCACACAGGGGGCUGCAAAAAAGUGGUCGAGUCAUCAAUAUUUUUGGUUGGCAAUAAACAGGAUUUAUGCCACAUGAGGGAAGUUGGCUGGGAUGAAGGACAGAAGCUGGCAAUAGAUAACAAGUGCCAAUUCUGUGAACUGUCUGCAGCAGAGCAUUAUCAGGAAGUUGUGGCAAUGUUCACCAAAGUCCUGAGGAACAUCACUUCCAAUUUCAAAGUGAAGGAAAAGAGACGACCCAGUGGUUCCAAGUCAAUGGCCAAGUUAAUCAACAAUGUGUUUGGAAAGAGAAGGAAAUCUGUGUAAGAGGUGGUUAGUCUUGAAGUUGGAACAAGCUGAAAUAAUGGAGCAGAGCAGCUCUUGGGAUUCACUGAAUUUCCUCCAGAGGUCAAUAUCUGGAGGAGUAAGGCAGUAGAAAGCAAAGGUGAGAGAUAGAAUGGUCUAGACCUAGGAGACCUGACCUUCUAUUUCAAGCUCUGCCACAGAUUUAGGCCUGUGUUUAAGCCUGUGCCACUUAAACUGUAAGCUGCUCCAGAGGAGAGGUCAAGUCUGUAUUUAUUCAACACCAACAUGGUCUUGGAUAGAGCUCCCAGGUGUAACUGAAGUAUAAAGUUAUUUCACAGAUUCUCUUACAUUGGAAAAGACCCUUAAAAUCCAACCAUUAACCAAACACUGCCAAGUCUACCACUAAACCAUGUCCCUAAGGGCCACAUAAUAUCCAGUAAGCUCAGCCUUGCUGAUUAAAAUCUUACCUCAGAAUUCUGAGUAGGGUUUUUUUUUGUGUGUGCAAGAACAUUUGCACAAAAUAAAAACAAAAUACUGCGGCUUCAUGCUGUAAUGUAUUUGUAUUUAACUCAGGUCCCUGUGUGCCUUACACUUGCUGAAAUUCAUAUGAAUUACAAGCUUGGACACCAAAUCUACAGAAGGCAUUUACCUGUGAGGCUGCCUUGCAGAGGCACCAGAAGUAGAGAAGAAGAUAUAUAAAGCAGUAUUGUCUCCUGUUUCACUAUCUUUUCUUUUUUAUUCCAUGAGUGAUGAAAGGAAGUUGAGAGGGUUGAGGAGUGUGGGAACAGAAAUGUUGGUGAAAUGUUAGUCAGUGAGCACUGGACUGUUUUGGCAAGGUGGAUGUUGAGUGAAAUAAUUUUACAGCAAGGGCCAGCAUAAGGCCUGGAUUGAUUCCUCCUUUUCACAGGACAGUUUUUGUGAGCUUUAACAAAAGUUUCGGUGGCUGUAAGGUGGAUGUGACUGCUCAGUCUCAGAUGGCAGCGUGGGCUGGCAAGGAGCACAAGUUCUUUAGGAUGUCUGCCUGCAUUUAAAGGUCAGCCUGCUGGUGAGACCUGUGCUCACAGAGAAUGUUUUCUCCUAAUAACCAAUGUCCUUACAACUACUCAUCGCUGUGGCAUUGAAAUGCCACUGGAGAGAGCACUAAGUGCUGUUAGCUACACUUCUCAGAUGUGGAUAUUAAACAUCAGAGCGGUGUAAAUGUGUUGUCAGUUGACAUUCAGAGCUCUUACUCCAGACAGCUAAAUAAGGGCUUAGCCCAGCGUGUCUGCAGGUGCUGUGCUCAUACAGAAAUUAUGAAGGGAAGUGAUCUGAAGAUGCCUUGCUGCCUCCCACCCACUCCAGGGGACAGCUGGCAUUCAGUCUUUGUAGGAUGCCUACCUCUGCUCUGAAAUUUUACCUGCAUUGAAACUAGAAAGGUUAUUUUCAGUUUCUGAGUGUUCACCCAUAAGACAUCAUAAGAAGGUUACAUAUAAUCUUAGCAGUAAAGUACUAAAGCACAUUAUAUCGUGUUGACCAAAGAUCACAUUCUUUUUAUAAGCAAAAGAUACUGUUUUAUUUCACUUGUCAUAAUACUACAAAUAUUGGAACAUAGUUCUCAGCUGACAGGCACAGGGAUGCUUUGUUUUUCUGCAGAUGCUGCUCUGCCAUAUCAGGAGCAUUUUAUUUUAAUUCUGUGGUCAAUAUCUAUGAGAGUGAAGGUGAAGGUUAUUCGUGUACACACCCUCCAGCUUCCCAGCCCACACAGGAUUCCACUGACAGACAGUUGAAGCUUUAUCUUGCUCUAGCACUGCCAGAUUCCAGAACUCUUAUUUGUAUUUACUGCUCUGGUAUUAAAUAAACUGGAUAUAAGAUGGAUUAAUUAAUAUGCUUUUUUGGUUGUUGUUUUCCCUUUACUCUGGUAUAAAGCUGCAGACUUUUGUUUUGGCUGCUCUAAAAGGGAAGCACUGUGCAGAAAUUCAAGGAGAAAGUAGAUGUGGGAAUCAGCCACUCGCACUAAAGAGAGCCUCUGCCUGUGUUUGCUGAGCACAAUGAAGAAGCUCUCAUGUGCCUUUAAGGAGUGAAGAGAGCCUUUAAAAAAUGUUUUAUCCAUUAAAAAUUACCAAAAAACAGCUACAGUGAGGCAAAUUAGUUUUGUUCAUAUUCCUGGGAAUGUGGAAUAUGAACAGGUACAUGGAAUCUACAGUAUAGCCCACGGUCUUUUUGUCUGUGUGGGGGAAGUGUUGGAACAGAGCGUAGGUGGCAUCUGGGCCAUGUGCUCACCUGAAAACCACCUGAAACAGCUGCAUGAUUUAGGAACAGGAUGGUUAAGACUUAAAUAUACUAAAGCACCCAGCACAGACAUAAUUUGGUGUUCUCAGCAUUGGCAUUUCACUUGUCUUUUAUUGCUGUUAAGUGCAGAUGUAGAAGAAUCCAAAAUUUUAAAGGAGAUGCACAUUCUAAAUGUAUUUUUAAAAUAACUU
Messenger RNA from Prinia subflava (tawny-flanked prinia), 3199 nucleotides. RefSeq names its product RERG like (gene RERGL). The coding region runs from base 48 to 761 and encodes 237 amino acids. The record is from RefSeq and is a predicted model, not a curated record. NCBI's taxonomy places the organism in Eukaryota, Metazoa, Chordata, Aves, Passeriformes, Cisticolidae. Gene Ontology annotation, molecular function: GTPase activity; GTP binding. The transcript has 5 exons.